AUGGCCAACUACGGGAACCAGCAGGGCGGCCAGUACGGCCAGCCCCCCGGCGGUGCACGCGAUCUGGCCUUCAGCAGCAUCUUCGGCUCUGACCGCCCGGCCGGCCGCUCGCAGACGAUGACCUCGCAGUCGCACGCCCGCGUGUCCGACCGGGCGGCCACCAUGUCGAGCCAGACGGCCGACAUGAUGCAGCGCAUGCCCCUGCGCCAGCCCGCCAACGGCUUCGAGCGCCGCCCGCCCGCCGGCCACGAGCAGCGCGUGCACUCCAGCUACGACCCGCGCCCGCAGAGCCACGACCAGCCGCCGCCGAACCACUCCCGCCCCAUGCACCCGCCCAACGGCUAUCAGCAAGACCCCCGCUUCGCCCAGGGCCAGGGCAUGCCCCAGCAGCGCCAGCCACAACCGCAGUACCUGCCGCAGCCUCUGCGCCCCGAGCGCCAGCCAUACGGCCAGCCGCAGCGCUUCGACACGCGCCCCUCGCCGCCUGGCCAGCUGCCGUUCAACCGCCCCAUGCCGCCGCGCUUCCCAGGUCCCGGCGCCCCGGCCCUGAACAACGACCCGUACCGCUCCCAGUCCCUGGCGACCGGCCCGCGGCCCCAGUUCAACGCCCCCGGCCCCGGCUCUAACUACCAGUCGCCGGCAAACACCUUCCGCCAGCAGCCGUACAUGAACCACAUGGCCAGGACGACCGCUCAAGGCCGUGUGGUCCCCGAGCGUCCGGACGAGCGAACCAUGUCCAUGACCUCGUAUCGAACCGGCGGCGAGAGUGACUUCGGACCGCAGCAGACCAUGAUGAGCGGCAGGGUCAUUCCAGGCCGUCGACGGGAGUCAGGUGGGCAAGACGCCGCUCCCGGAGACCACGCAUCCCCUCCAUUUUCCUCCCCAACAAGCAUGGGCCCGGGGACAAAGACCAGGAACACAAGCCAGGGCAGCAUACCGCAGAUGCGUACCAUGUCCAUGGCUUCCACCAUAGCACCGUCCAUCGCACCGUCUUCAUCUGAGCGUACAGAGACCAUGUCUUCGUCCAUGACUCGCCCCAGCUCUACUGCCACGGUGACCAGCAGCAACAGGGCUUCUGGUGCUGGGACUAUAGUCCCCGCGGCUCCAGAGUCACGGGCGCGACGAGCUCCUCUUGUCUACCCUGCGCUGUUGUCACGCGUGGCAACCACCUUCAAAGAUAGGGUGCAGAUUUCAGAGAAAGAGAAGGAUGGUCUCGUCUAUCAGAGCGCCUUCACUGGAGCCGAUGCCGUGGAUCUCAUUGCAUUCAUCAUCAAGACUACCGAUCGAAAUCUCGCCCUGCUUCUUGGAAGGUCCCUAGACGCGCAGAAGUUCUUCCACGACGUGACGUAUGCGCACAGGUUACGUGACUCGACGAACGAGAUCUACCAGUUCCGCGAGACUAUGAUGGAGGAGCAGGCCGAUGUCAAUGGUGUCUUCACUCUCCUCACUGAGUGCUAUUCCCCAACCUGCACGCGGGACCGCCUGUGCUACUCAAUCGCCUGUCCCCGCCGUCUCGAGCAGCAGGCCCGCCUCAACAUGCGUAUCCAGCCCGGUCUCAAGCGAGAAGAGUCCCGCGCCAGUUUACACGAGGAUACAAACGACGAAGAGCAGAAGCUCUGGAUCAACACCGUCCCCAAGGACGUCGCCGACAGCGUCUCGGACAAGGAGAAGAAGCGCCAGGAAGUCAUAUCCGAGUUGAUGUACACCGAACGAGACUUCGUUAAGGAUCUGGAAUACCUCCGUGACUUCUGGAUGAAGCCCCUCAGAAAUCCUGCAACCUCACCCAUCCCAGAGCACCGCCGGGAAAAGUUCGUGCGCACGGUGUUCAGCAACUGCCAGGAGGUCUACAUGGUCAACUCUCGCCUGGCAGAAUCCCUCACCAGACGUCAGCAGAAAGAGCCUGUUGUCCGAAACGUGGGAGAUAUCUUCAUGGAAUACGUCCCUCACUUCAUUCCGUUCAUCAAGUAUGGAUCCAACCAAUUGUUCGGCAAGUACGAAUUCGAGCACGAGAAGCGCACAAAUGCUGCGUUUGCAAAGUUUGUGGAUGAAGUCGAGCGUAUGAAGGAAUCAAGAAAGCUCGAGCUCAACGGAUAUCUCACAAAACCCACAACCAGAUUAGCAAGAUACCCGCUGUUGCUGGAAGCUAUUCUCAAGGCUACUGCCGACGAUAAUCCUGACAAGGAAGAUCUACCGAAGGUGAUCAAGUUGAUCAAGGAGACACUUUCAAAGGUCAACGUCGAGUCCGGAAAGGCGGAGAACCACUUCAACUUGAUGCAGCUGAACAAGGAUCUGAAGUUCCGUCCGGGAGAAUACGUUGACUUGAAGCUGACUGACGAAAAUCGUCAACUAGUGUUCAAGGGCUCACUGAAGAAGACACCCACCGAGACGAUUGGCGACAUCACAUGUUACCUCUUUGAUCAUGCCAUCUUGCUUGUCCGUACAAAGACAGUGAACAAGCGAGACGAACAGAAGGUGUACAAGAAGCCGAUCCCCCUUGAGCUACUAGUCAUCACCCAAAUGGAUGAGAUCAUUCCUCGACUUGGCAUACCAAAGAGGCCAUCGGGAGCAACGUUGAUGGGUGCGGGUGCCAAGGCCAUUCAGGCAGCUGCACCGAGGGCGGAUGCAAACAAGCAGCAGGGUUACCCAAUUACCUUCAAACAUCUUGGAAAGGGCGGCUGGGACAUGACGCUCUAUGCCAGUACCGCCAUAUCCCAGCAGAAAUGGAUGGAGCACAUCGAAGCGCAGCAGCGGACGUUGAGAGAGCGCAGCAACAUCUUCACAAAGUCCAUCAUCAACGAAGGCUUCUUCUCAGCAGCGAUCAGAGUCACCUGCGCUGUUCCUCUUGAUGGUGGCCGUAAGCUGGCUCUCGGUACAGAUGCCGGUGUUUACAUCGUCGACCGCAAGCCAAAGGAUGCCUCGAUGCGCCCUAGACGAGUUUUGGAUUCCAAGGGUGUCACGCAAAUCGACGUUCUGGAGCAACAUCAAAUUCUGCUCAUUCUGGCUGACAAGACUUUGUACUCAUACUCGACUGAAGCACUCGAGGGUGACGAAUCUCAAGCCGCCGCGAAGCGUCCUAAGAAGAUCUGCCAUGCCAACUUCUUCAAGUCUGGUGUAUGCAUGGGCCAACAGCUUGUCGCUUCUGUCAAGACCUCGGCGCUUUCAACGACGAUCAAGGUCUUCGAGCCCAAGGAGAACAUGGCCAACAAGGCUAGGAAGUCUGGAUUCGCCAAAAUGCUUGCCCAGGGACAGGAUCAACUCAAGCCGUACAAGGAAUUCUACAUCCCUACCGAAUCGUCUUCGAUUCACUUCCUGCGCUCGAAGCUCUGCGUUGGUUGUGCUCGUGGAUUCGAAGUCGUCAGCCUCGAAACACUGGAGACACAGUCGUUGCUGGACCAGGCCGACACGUCCCUCGACUUCGUCGUUCGCAAGGAAAACAUCAGACCCAUCCACAUCGAACGCAUGGGAGGCGAGUUCCUCCUCUGUUACUCGGACUACUCCUUCUUUGUCAACCGCAACGGGUGGCGCGCGAGACCGGACUGGAAGAUUACAUGGGAAGGCAAUCCGCUGUCUUUCGCAAUCUUCAACCCAUACAUACUUGCUUUCGAGCCCAGCUUCAUCGAAAUUCGUCACAUGGAGAGUGGUGGCCUGGUUCAUAUCGUUACGGCGAAGAACAUCAGGUGGCUGCACUCAUCCACACGAGAGAUCCUGUAUGCCUACGAGGAUGAACUGGGCAACGACAUCAUUGCCAGUCUCGACUUCUGGCAGGCGGCGAACGGCCCUGCGCACAAAGCUCUCGAGACCAACAAGAGCUAG
Boeremia exigua is the source of this 3813-nucleotide messenger RNA. Its product is annotated as Rho1 guanine nucleotide exchange factor 1. Gene Ontology annotation, molecular function: guanyl-nucleotide exchange factor activity. Gene Ontology annotation, biological process: intracellular signal transduction. The coding region runs from base 1 to 3813 and encodes 1270 amino acids. The record is from RefSeq and is a predicted model, not a curated record. The transcript has 3 exons. Lineage: Eukaryota; Fungi; Ascomycota; Dothideomycetes; Pleosporales; Didymellaceae.